Messenger RNA from Colletotrichum fioriniae, 864 nucleotides. The record is from RefSeq and is a predicted model, not a curated record. Lineage: Eukaryota; Fungi; Ascomycota; Sordariomycetes; Glomerellales; Glomerellaceae.
AUGGCGAACGUUAUCAACACAUUGACGGAGCUACCUUUCGGAACUGAGGAGUCGAAAGAGGAAAUGGCAGAAUACCGCAAAGUUUUGGAGGACGAACGCUCAGCAUGGAAUCAAAAUGCCUUUAGUAGCGAUCUAUGGCAAGGUAUCAGAGAAGAACGAAAGAGAAAAGCAACGAAGUUGCAAGAGGAAGCAUUCAAUCAACCACUCUUCCAGCGAAAAACGACGGGCGGCAUGGUUCUCGUGAACCUUAAAGAAGACCCCAAAGCCAACCCCGACUAUUUCGAACCACAAACGCAAAAGUUCCCGACGGGCAAAAGCUCGCCAAUGUCCCACCUGGCUGCGGAAUGGAAGAAUAAAGACGAUGACGCGUACCAGAAUAAUCUCAUCACAAUCAGAUGGUUCUGCUCCAUUCCCUUCCCAGAUCGAACGAAUGAGAAUGAAAUUAAACUUCAGGAAUCUCCAAGAGGAAUGAUGUGUAGCCUUAUCAAUCAGCUUUUGCGGGAGAUUUCUAAGAAGUUUCCCGAGUACGAGCUAAAAGGCUCAUUAUUGCGAGAGGCCGGCUUUGCUAAGCGCCUCAUCAACCGCGAGAUCGAAGCCUUGUGCGAGCUGUUCAGUGCCCUGAUGAUAUAUCUUGACCCAGGAGCUGAUGUGAUGUGUGUGAUCGACGAGAUCAACCAAUAUGAGACAGAUCACCUUUCCAUGGAAUCGGAUUAUUCUAUGAAUCAGCUGUCAGCGUUGGCAAAAAUACAGUCGGGGCGGCCGGUGGCAUUCAAACUCGUUUUAACAUGCCAGAGCAAAGCUACGCAGGUCAACAAGUUCUUCGACAAUCGCAAAUACUUCGAGGAUAACAUCGUUGAGGGGUAG